CGUUGAAUUCAUUACAGUCAAAAAGUCACCGGACAUUAUCGAUGCCCCAAAGGUAAAGCAAACGUCCAUUUAAAAAGGAAAAAAAAAAACAGAGGAAGGGGAAGAAAGCAAUGCUUCCAUUGAAGCUGGUUCGAUCUCUCGUCCUCGGCGAGACAUUCAAUCUCACCCACAAUUCCGACGUCUCCGACAGAGAUGGUGACGGUGACGGUGACGGCGACGGCGAUGGAGAUACUAAGAUCCGGCAAAUUCUGAGCUCGUCGAGACAAUCACGAACCAGGACGAGAUCCGACAAGAACACGGCAAAGACCAAGACUCCGUUUCUGUUCUUCGUCCCGACAAGGGAACUGAUUUCCGACACGUAUCGAUUGGCCACAAUCGCCAGAGAUCUGGGCAUGGAUUUGUACCCGACCCCUUCCCUCUCUCACAUCAUCCUCUCGUUUCCUCCGCCGGAAUCUUCAUCGCCGUCAACGUCGCUGAAUCCGCCGUCGUCUCACCCUUCGACGUGGUCCUCGACGUCGCUGUCAUCGUCUCUGUCUUGGUCACUCCCAAACGACGCCGUCAUGCUCUCGUUUCCUUCUCUCUCCGCCUCUUCUCUCUCUAACCUCCGGUCCUUCGUUUCUCUCUCCAAAGGGCUCUUCAAGGUCGUCUUCGCCGCCAUUGAUAAACCAUCCAUCGCCAGCCACUGGGAUUGCUGCUCUGUCUCUCUCUUCUCGAGAAUCACCGGCGAACAAAUCGGUUCCAUGGACGCGUUCUCGCGGGCUUUGGCGGGAAAAGGAUGGACCCUUUACAAAACGAAGGAGAACCCAUCGCCGGAUUCAGACCACACCGCCGGAAACUCGGCGUAUCUGUUCAGGAAAGUGUAUUCCGGUCGGAUUCCGACCAGAAGCCGAAACGGGUCGUGCAGAGUUAGGGAGCUGAGGCUUCCUCCGUUGGAUUUCAAAAACGCGCCGCUUCGGAUUCUGCAGUACUUGGUCUUGAUGUCCGACGAUGUCUUCGUUCUCGCUUAAAACCGAACACAUUAACACUUCAGUUCAGUUCAGUUCCUUCUCUGUCCUUUUUGCAGUGUACACAUCAUCUUAUCAACACAGAUCUAUCUUUUUACA
Molecule: messenger RNA, 1103 nt
Organism: Tarenaya hassleriana
Lineage: Eukaryota; Viridiplantae; Streptophyta; Magnoliopsida; Brassicales; Cleomaceae
Exons: 1
Coding region: 111-1007 (298 amino acids)
Source: RefSeq, a predicted model, not a curated record